This is a messenger RNA of Capronia epimyces CBS 606.96, 687 nucleotides long. RefSeq lists its product as uncharacterized. The record is from RefSeq and is a predicted model, not a curated record. Bases 1 to 687 code for a protein of 228 amino acids. Gene Ontology annotation, molecular function: phospholipid binding; peptidase inhibitor activity. Gene Ontology annotation, biological process: regulation of Ras protein signal transduction; regulation of proteolysis. The transcript has a single exon. NCBI's taxonomy places the organism in Eukaryota, Fungi, Ascomycota, Eurotiomycetes, Chaetothyriales, Herpotrichiellaceae.
AUGCCUUCAAUCACGAGCAUCGCUGCUAUUACUGGCUUCCUCUGGACCAGCUUAACAGCAACAGCAGCUAUUGCAGCCUACUCAGGCCAGCAAGCGCUCCUCGGCACCGGCUAUUCUCUCUCCUCCACCAUCAGAGAUGCCCUGAUUGCCAACGACGUCAUCGGCGACGUUCUCGACGACUUUGAACCGACCUAUUCCCUCGACAUCAGUUACCCCAAGUCUCACGAGACGGUGCUUCUAGGCAACGACAUCGCCGUCAAGGCCGUUUCCAAGCGCCCGGUGUUCACGUUCCACUCUCUUACAAGUCCAUCCAUUAGUGCCAAGAACUUGACUUUCACCCUCGCUCUCACCGAUCCAGAUGCAAAGUCUAGGGACAAACCAAUAUGGUCCGAGAUGUGCCAUUGGAUCGUGACCAACCUGACAACUCCUGAACCUGCGCUCCAUCUGUCUAAGGCCCAGCCAGGAGAAUUGGAAGAAUACCUUCCCCCGAGUCCGCCACCCAAAACAGGAUCACACCGAUACGUAUUCGUGUUGUUGGAAGGAGACGCUUCGAAUCUGGAGGCACCAUCGGAUAGGAAACAUUGGGGGUAUGGGAAAGUCCGACAUGGUGUGCGAGAUUGGGCUGGGGAGAACAACUUGACCGUGGUGGGAGCCAAUUUCUUCUUUGCUCAGAAUAAGAAGCAGUAA